CUCAGCCCCCCGGCCUUGCCAGAGGCAUCAUAGGUGUGCAUCUGACACCCGAUAUCACUGCAAAUGACGGCGGGAGAAACUCAAGCUCGCAAAUGGAUCAGGGAGAGACGGCGAAAAUCUGUAGACGCUGUCUGCGUCUGCCGUCUGUUGACAUCCGUUGAGCCUAAUCCGAUCGCAAUCAGUCGAUGUUCGUCGAUUCGAGAUUGUCGAGACACCGUGUCUUCCGCGUCGUCCACCCCUUCCACCAUUCGGAGCGUUGAUUGGAGGUACUUACGUUGAGUGAGAAUGGCGACCACCAGUGAGGGUCCCUCUAUGACCACCGGCGAGGCCGUCAAUCCCGCCGAGCUGACGAGCAACCCCACGAUGGCGACUGACACGCACCCCAUCGGUGCAGGAGGUGCCGAACUUGCCCAGGGCGGCCACACAGGCUCUGGGCUGACCAACGGGGAGGUCCAGCAGCCCAAGGGCAGCGACCAGCAGUCAGCCGGGGUCGGUGUGGACGGCGAGCAGCGGCCUUCUGCCUUUGGGUCAUCGGCUGCUGCAGGCAUGUCGUUCUUCCCCCCGCUGCCCUUCCUGCCCCACUACACGGCCACGGCCGCUGCUGGGGAGUACUCGAACGGAGCGGCGGCAGGGCUGCCGAGCUUCUACCCUCCCCCUCCCCUGCAGCCGCUCACGCUACCCCUCCCCAAUGGGGACGCCACCAGCAGCCAGACGGGAGCAGCACUCAGCAGCAGCAGCGGCGCGGCCAAGCGCACCGCGGCUGCGUCGCGCGUCAAGGUGGCGGGAGUUGGUGCUAUGGGGGGUGUGGGGGGUGUGAGUGAGAAGGACCGCCGCCGUCUGCAGAUGGCCAUCCAGAACGAGGACACCUACGCGCAGAUCCUGGCUCGUGUGCUGCUGCGUCAGCUCAAGGAGAAGAUGCCGGGCGGCAACCCCCAGCAGCUGCGCAUAUCCCUCAAGGGCAAACCCGACCGCUUUGUCGUCAAGUCCGACGACCGCCCCGCCGCGGCCUUCGCCAUCCACACGGGCGUCACGAACGCGCUGCAGCAGGCCAUCGACGAGCGCAACACCCGUGCGGCCGCGCUGGAGCUGCCGCCGUGGGACAACUACCAGUCGAUUCUGGCGGUGUCAGCCGACGAAAACGAGCGCAAGAGUGAGGGCGAGGAGGGCGUGGGCGACCCCCUGGCCGGCGACAUGUCGCUCUGCCACGGGCUGGAGGAGAUCAGCGGCACCGCCAACGGCGAGGGGGCGGGCGACGCCAUCUACCCCUUCUUGCUGCCUGUGGGCAGCAACACCGGUGCGGGCGAGGCCGCUGGUGGUGGGCAGGGGGGGAGGAACGGCAGCUUGUAUGUGAGCGAGACCGAGACGGCCGCCAUCCGCACCAUGAUUCAGGAGAUCUCAGGCCGCCUGAGUUCGCUGCUGCCGCCCAGCCCGUCGAGCUCGCCCCGCCUCGUCAUGAAACUCCUCUGGGAGAGCGAGACCCAGUCGCUCAUCGCCCAGUACGGCUUCAAGGGCGUCACGGCCGCCGGUCAGCCAUUCCGCCUCACCAGGGCCGCAGAGGUGCCCCGGGUGAUGCGCCAGAUCAUCACGACCCGCAACCAGCUGGCGCAGCGGCUGGGGCAGCCGCUCAUUGAGGGCUUUGACGGCAUCCUGGACCAGUUCACCCUCGCCAUGAGCGCUCCCAGUGUCACCCAUCCCCUCACCCACCACACCACCGGGGGCAGUGGCGGGGGCACACGGGGCCGCAGGGGGUCAAAGGGCGGCGGGGGGCUGUCGCGGGGGCACAGGCAAUUCCCGGCUGGCGCUGUGUGUGGGUACCCGUCGGAGGGCGGGGGUCUGUUUGAGUCGCUGAUGGAUUUCCACGCCGACAUGCCGCUGAAGGUGGAGCAGAUUCACAUGGUGGCGGCCACGCUGCUCAAGCAGCUCGAGAAGCACUACGUGGCCGUGCAGCGGCGGAGGGGCGAUGCUGGCGCCAUGUUCCCCUUUGGCAUCACCUGGGACCCUGUGUAAGCCAAAAGCCAAGCCAACAAACCGCACACAUGCACUCACACACACACAGGACACAGAGGGGGGAGUGGUUUAUGUGUGUUCUGCUGUGUGUGGAUGUGUGUGUGGUUCAUUCAGUCGUUGUAGAGUUCGUUGGAAGGUUGGCCACGGCCACUCACGGAAGCACUGCGAGAAGCGCGUGUCGCGCAACGGAGGCGGCGACGGACUGAGAGAGGCCAUACAGGCAACACACACACACACACACAGAGGGCAAAUACCAGCAACACCAUGCCCUCAGCCCCUCUCACCCUCUCUCUCUCUCUCUCUGUGUGUGUGUGUGUGCGUGUGUGUGUGUGUGUCUUGUGACUGUCCUUUAUUCAGUAUGCCAUAGACAACCGCAACGCGUGGGCGCGCACCGAGGGGCUGCCUGAGGUGACGGGGUACGAGGACAUUCUGCAGACCGACAACGCCACUCUGCUGCUGUCCGCCGACCACCGUGACUUCGACAGCCACCUGCUCACGCACCAGCAGGCCCACACCAGCCACUCGGUCGGGAGGGACCGGCCGGCCGACCUGCUCGCCCGUAUCAAGCAGGACACCGAUCAGGAUUUCAUGCUCAUGAACACCGCCGAUGGCAGCAGCUACGGGGCCGCCGCUGCUGCUGCUGGCUAUGGCGACACGGACCUCAUGCAGAUGCACCACACACCCACCGGACACGGCCAGGGGGGAGGCAGGAAGCGCAAGAACUCCGGCGCCGGCAGCGAUGCCGAUAAGCCGGGCGGCAAGAAGGCCAAGCGCACCACCAAGAAGCAGCAGCAGCAGCAGCAGAUGGCAGCAGAGGCCUUCGAGGCACCAACACACAACGACCAGCAGCAGCAGGAGCAGCAGCAGCAGCAGGUCAUCGACAACAUGCCCGACGUGGCCAUGAAGCAGCCAGAGGAGGAAGCAGCACCGGCCGACAUCGACCCGGUGGCCGUGGACGUCAGUGCCGCUGCUGCUGCUGCUGCUGGUGGUGAGCAGGAGGCCGCAUGAAUGGAUGGAUCGAUGGCUGGAUGGAUGGCCGACUAGCUAGAUACUACCCACCUACCUACUGAGUGGAUGUGUGUGUGUGUGUAUGUGUAAUGGAACACACCAACGACCGACCGAUCGACCGACCCAAGGAUGCAUCCGUGGAGACGGACCUCUAUCUGUCGAUCUUUCUUUUUGCGUUUGAAGCACUCGCAUGGGCAGUCGGUCGCGCAGUAAGCACUUGUAAGGUCACUUUCAUCAUGACUCAACGCGCACACACAGAGGGAGGGAGGGAGGGAGGGAGGGAUUCGGGGAGAGAGGGAUGGGUUUCUCACAAUGCCCCCUCACUUCACGAACCCACCAUGUACACUUACUUGUACGCCAUCCAUCCAUCCAUGUGUAUCAGUGUGUGCGCGUUGGCUGUGGUUCUCCAUGGCAAGAGUAAAGGGAGAGAGAGAGGGAGAGAGAGAG
Vitrella brassicaformis is the source of this 3462-nucleotide messenger RNA. NCBI's taxonomy places the organism in Eukaryota, Vitrellaceae. The record is from the annotation of a GenBank genome assembly.